Messenger RNA from Dendrobium catenatum, 3288 nucleotides. RefSeq names its product pentatricopeptide repeat-containing protein At1g53600, mitochondrial. Gene Ontology annotation, molecular function: RNA binding; protein binding. Gene Ontology annotation, biological process: RNA modification. The coding region runs from base 161 to 2224 and encodes 687 amino acids. NCBI's taxonomy places the organism in Eukaryota, Viridiplantae, Streptophyta, Magnoliopsida, Asparagales, Orchidaceae. The record is from RefSeq and is a predicted model, not a curated record. The transcript has 4 exons.
CCAAAGCGGGCUACAAAUUUAUUUGAUUUGCUUCUCUUUUAGCCACUUUGAUAACUAUGGCAAGGAUGGGGAUAACACUUUUAGGAAGAGUUUGAAAUUGAUGCAUUUUGCAAGCUAUUUCAUCGCCUCUCCGCUCUCCGGCUCUCCCAAUUGAGGAAUCAUGCUGAGGAAACCCAACAAGAAGUCCUAUCGCCAAUGGUCUCUUCUUUCCAAUGUCUUACAAUUAGCCACUGAUAGCCACAACGCGCAAUGCCAACUCCAGCCAAUUCCCCAACCAAAGAAACCUGGCAAUCUACGUGCGUUCUUAAACUCCCAAAUCACACAAAGAGGAAGAGAAGGGAAUCUCAAUGAAGCCUGCUCUAUCUUUGACACCAUGCCCUUCCGUGAUGUCAUUUCCUGGACUGCCAUGCUAAUGGCUUAUGCUGAUAAUGGCGAGAUCUCCAAAGCACGUGAAGUGUUUGAACAAAUGCCAAAGAGAAAUGCUGCUUCAUGGAACGCCAUGAUCUCAGCCUAUGCAAGGGAUCCAAAGUUACUUGCGGAGUCUUAUGAGUUGUUCUCUGCAAUGCCUAACAAGAAUAGCGUUACCUAUGCUGCAAUGAUCACUGGUUUUUCCAGGGGAGGAAGGCUUUUACAGGCUGAAGAAGUAUACCGGAAGAUGCCACUACGUUUGCGGGAUCCGAUUGGUUCGAAUGCUUUGAUUAGUGGGUAUUUGAGAGUUGGUGAAAUUGAAAAGGCUGUUCAAGUUUUCAGAGGCAUGGUUUUCAGGGAUGUUUUUACUUGGAGCUCGAUGGUUGAUGGGUACUGGAAGAAUGGGAUGGUCUUGGAAGCAAGGCAGGCUUUUGAAGAAAUGCCGGUGAAGAAUGUAGUUUCUUGGACUGCUAUGAUACACGGUUAUGCUAAAAUUGGAGAUUUAGAAGAAAGUUUGCAGCUUUUCUCACAAAUGAGGAAGGAAAAUGUGAAUGCUAAUUCGACGACAUUUGCAAUUAUGCUUGAUGCUUGCGCUGAAUUUGGCAGAAGAAGAGAAGGGACUCAGAUUCAUGGUCUGGUGAUUGCAAUGGGUUUUGAGCAGGAUAUCUUUUUAGCCAAUACUUUGAUUGUCUUGUAUUAUAGGGUUGAUAACAUGGAUGAAGCCAGGAAAAUGUUUGAUGCCAUGAGCAGAAGGGAUGUGGUUUCUUGGAAUUCCUUAAUUAAUGGAUACGUAGAAAAGGAUAAAAUUGAAGAGGCCUAUGCACUUUUUGAUUCCAUGCCAGAGAAGGAUGUUAUUUCUUGGACUUCCAUAGUGAUGGGUUUCUCAAAAAGAGGGUGGACAGAGGAGUCAAUCAGUUUAUUUGAAUUGAUGCCUCAAAAAGAUGAUGUUAGUUGGACUGCCAUAAUUUCAGGCCUUGUACAUAAUGGAAAGCUUGAAAUUGCAUGCCAGUGGUUCAGUAAAAUGGUGAAAGAAGGGAUCAAACUCAAUCGUUUGGUAAUAAGUAGCAUGUUAAGUGCCUUGGCUAGUUUGGCAAUCUUAAAGGAAGGCAUGCAGAUACAUGCCUGUGUUGUGAAGAUGGGAUUAGAUUCUGAUAUAUUUAUACUCAGCUCUUUAAUCUCCAUGUACUCAAAAUGUGGAAAUCUCAGUGAAUCAUGCCAGAUUUUCUCUAGCAUCAGAACCUCAAAUAUUGUCACCAUUAACUCGAUGAUAACAGCAUUUGCACAACACGGUUUGGCACAAGAAGCAUUUGAUUUAUUUAGAAAGAUGCAGGAAGAUGGUUACAUGCCCAAUGAAAUCACAUUCCUUGCAAUACUCACAGUCUGUUCUCGUUCAGGUUUAGUUGAAGAAGGGAAUCGUUACUUCAAUUCUAUGAGGUCUGUUCAUGGCAUUGAACCAGGGCCUGAUCACUACACCUGCAUGGUUGAUCUGUUAGGCCGUGCUGGUCUCCUGCAUGAGGCAUUGAACUUGAUCAACUCCAUUCCUGAUGGCCCCCAUUCUGCAGCAUGGGGGGCUAUGCUCAGUGCUACUGAGCAGCAUUCAAAUUGCAAUUUGGCUAAGUUUGCAUCUCAAAAGUUUUUUGAGCUAGAACCAGAAAAUGCAACGCCAUAUGCAGUUUUGUCAAAAAUUUAUAGCACUGCUGGGCUAAAGGAGGAUGAGGAUGUGGUAAGAAGAGAAAAACAUUUUAGAGGUAUCAAGAAAAGCCCCGGUUGUAGUUGGAUAGCAAUGGAUAGUACUGAAAUCAAUGCUCCAGCUUAAUUGGUACAUCAUUGAUGUGCUUGUUCUAGGAAGUUUCUUUGUCAUCUUUCUACUGAAAGACAACGGGUGGAGAUGUCAUGCUUUUGGGCUCACACAAAGAGCUCUAAGGUCUGCGCCUCCAUUACAGAAACAAGCACUUGAAGCUGCUGGUAGAUCUUGAUUAAUGCGCCUGCAGAGAGGAAGAGCGCAUGAGAUAGACUUCCUGCAGUUCUUACUCGAAACAUACUGUGAUCUUGAAGAAGAUCAGAACUUUUUUCUCACCGGAGACUAAUUUGAGAUUCUGAAGACUACUGAAGAAUUCUGAAAUGUGUUUAUAGGCCUGGAACUACAGAAAAGCUCUGCAUUGAAACUGACGACUUUGUAUACUGCUUUCUUAUCAAAUCAAUCUUUCCUCCUAGGUAUGUUUCAGAUCCCUUAGCCAUGGUUCUAUUUGAUUGUCAACAAAAAUUCUGCCUGUGGAAUUGAAAUAUUAAACAGUUUGGUAAUUUAUAUGAAGAGUUCAUCAAAUUAUUAAGCUUGAAUUUUGUCAGGAUAGUGAAAGCAAAUAGUUAUUUAAUACUAUUGCCUUAAGUGAGAAAUAAACCAUCUCAUUUUUCUUCAAGAUGAGCUUUCUUGUUCUUAAGACCUUACUAGCAAUCAUUAAGCCCUGUCCAUGGAAGUGAAGGUUCUUUUAUUUGUACUGAUAAAUUGAUUUUAUGUAACACGUCUCUGGUUCGAUUAAUCUAACAUUAAUUAACUCAUGAUAGUACAAAAUUAUGUGGCCGUGGUUUUGCAACAUAUUGCAUCAAAUAUUAUAAUUGUGCAAAUAUAAGAUCGAUAAUUUUAUCAAAUAUUAUGAUCGUAACAAAUACAAAAUUAGUUAAUUUGAAAAAAUAUAUAUAUAUCUAUGAUUUUAUAUUGCAUUACAGUGGAUGUUUUCUAAUGUUUCAGAGGUCAUUUGAUAAAUAUUCAAGUAUGAAUGACAAGCGAGGUAGAUAUCAAAUUUUUUUGUAUAAGAGUUUAGAAAUAUAUUAGAUGAUUUGUUAGUUAUUGACUUGAUACUCAUGCACUAAGUAAAUAAUGAG